AUGCUAAAACCAUCUACAGAUAUAGAUACGACAGAUAUAGAUACAACACAUCAAGGAAGAUUAACAAUUUUAAUACCGAUUUUAAUCGUUGCAAUUCCAUUAGUGAUUGUUUCAAUUUUAUUAGUAAUUGUUUGUCUCACAAACAAAACUCACAAAAAGGAUUCACCAAAUAGAGUAAGGACUACGAGAUUUAUUAGUAUACAAAGACCUCAAGCUGCUCACUUAAAGAUGGAAGAUGCUGAAACCUUAAUUGAUAGUCAAUCUUAUUUACCUCCUAGAAAUAUAAGUGACUUAGAAUCAGCUGACACAAAAGUUAAUUAA
Lodderomyces jiufengensis is the source of this 321-nucleotide messenger RNA. RefSeq lists its product as uncharacterized. Bases 1 to 321 code for a protein of 106 amino acids. NCBI's taxonomy places the organism in Eukaryota, Fungi, Ascomycota, Pichiomycetes, Serinales, Debaryomycetaceae. The record is from RefSeq and is a predicted model, not a curated record. The transcript has a single exon.